GCCACUCACGAUAAACUACAGAGCAAUGAAGGGUAGCAAUAUGAAGAAUGAUGAGCAGAAAUACAUCUCCUGCGCCAUCAUGGGAGACGGCAUGGUCGGCAAGACCAGCAUCUCCGAGAGCUAUGCUCAGAAAUCCUUCAAGGAGAACUAUGAAGCCACAGUGUUUGACAACUAUGUCGUUCCACUGCAGGUUGCUGGAGAGGAGUUUGUCAUCAGCAUGUUUGACACAGCAGGAAAGAAAAACUUUGAGAAUCUUCGUUCCUUCACAUACCGUGAGAGUGAAGUCCUGCUUCUGUGUUUCUCCACCUGUGACCGGGAGACGUUGGCCAGCAUCAAUGACCUGUGGAUGCCAGAACUUAAGAGACACUCCAAACAUGCCAAACAGAAGAGACCGGUCAUCCUCGUGGGCACCCAGAUUGACCUCCGGGUCGGGAAUGAAGACAGCGAGGUCAGCACGGACGAGGGUGUCCAACUGGCCAAGGACAUUGGUGCUGACUGUUAUGUGGAGUGCUCGGCUCGCGACCACAAGGGUUUGAAGGAAGUCUUUCAGCAUGUUGUCUUCUCCGCUCUGAAAUUCAGGAAGAAGAACACGAACAUUAUCAAACAGAUUUUCAGAUCGAUACAUUAAUCGAUGAAUUAACAAAUGGCGCGCUCUAUUCGAGCGAGGGUGACAUUACUUUGUGGUGCUUGAAUGUCAAUCUGAAAAGCAUGGCACCCAGUGGACAUGUGAUAGAAAUGACACCGCACAAGGUGAACAUGUAUGUGAUAAAUGAACUCUGUGAUAAGAAAUGAUCUCGGCCUGCGACGAGAAGUUAUGAUCUCGGCCUGUGAUAUGAACUUAUGAUCUCGGCCUGUGAUAUGAACUGAUGAUCUCGGCCUGUGAUAUGAAUUUAUGAUCUCGGUCUGUGAUGUGAACUGAAUUUCGGUACGUGAUAUGAUCUGUGUAACAGAACCAAUAUGCCGCCCAUUUUCAUGUUUCAUGUUAUGAAAUAAGUUUGCCUUAUGAUAAUCUUUUACCGAUUAUCGUUUAUGUUGUGUUCUCUCAUUGCCGGUGAUGUCGCGUUUCCUUUGUCAUUAUUGCCAUCAUCUCAUGUAGAUGAACCAGAGGAAAGAGAUAUCAUGUUUGUUAUGUUGUAUACAAUUGUUACACUUUUCACAAAGCUGCUGGACAGCGAAUUUCAAUAAAAUACUGACAUGAA
Molecule: messenger RNA, 1199 nt
Organism: Haliotis rubra (blacklip abalone)
Lineage: Eukaryota; Metazoa; Mollusca; Gastropoda; Lepetellida; Haliotidae
Product: cell division control protein 42 homolog
Exons: 2
Coding region: 26-628 (200 amino acids)
Biological process (GO): small GTPase-mediated signal transduction
Molecular function (GO): GTP binding; GTPase activity
Source: RefSeq, a predicted model, not a curated record